Gadus chalcogrammus (walleye pollock) is the source of this 2416-nucleotide messenger RNA. RefSeq names its product tumor necrosis factor receptor superfamily, member 9a (gene tnfrsf9a). The coding region runs from base 390 to 1247 and encodes 285 amino acids. Gene Ontology annotation, cellular component: external side of plasma membrane. Gene Ontology annotation, biological process: regulation of cell population proliferation. NCBI's taxonomy places the organism in Eukaryota, Metazoa, Chordata, Actinopteri, Gadiformes, Gadidae. The record is from RefSeq and is a predicted model, not a curated record. The transcript is spliced from 7 exons. Gene Ontology annotation, molecular function: signaling receptor activity; cytokine binding.
CACAGAACCCCCCCCUUCACCCCCGGACAGACCUUUAGAAGACGCGCCCCUCACAUAAGAGCGGCUGAUAUAAAUACCAACAUCGCUCGCUGAAACCAGAAGCCGGGGACUUUUAAAUAUCAACCAAAUGCUUCUUUAGUUGAGUUUGAAGCUAAGUUAUAAGAGGAUAUUGAUUUUAAAUAGAGAAGUUGGAUAAGGAAAACGGCUGACGCUUUAUGUAUUGGAAACUUCCAAAUACAAUUACGGAUUUGGUUUAACCUGAAUUGUCAGUCGUUUUUUUGCCGUUCAUUUAUUCUUUUAUUAAUUUGCUGUUUUUAACGGAGCGUCUUUGCUUCCUGAUCUUUUUACCUGGAUUAAAAAUACCGAAGAAGCAUAAGGGAAGAAAAAGGAUGCUGUUCGUAGUGAUCGGCUUCCUGCUGACCCAUUGCUGCUGGAGUCAUGCGGAGAGGGGUGUCUGCAAUACCUGGGUGACCCCCCGUGGGACGAACAACGUGUGCUGUACGGAAUGUAUUGAGGGUUAUCGGAUCUUCCAGGACUGUGGCCCGGUGCUGGACAAACUUUGUGUCCCCUGUGAGAAUGGCACAUUCACCCUGGACCCUUCAAAGAACGCAUGUACCAAGUGUAGACAGUGUGGAGGUGUUCAACACACCGUGGAGGCGUGCACCAGAACCAAGGAAACACAGUGUGGCUGCCCGGACCCUCUGCUGUGUAACGACCAGCACUGCUCCAUCUGCGUCCCGCAGUGUGGGAGAGGCCGUGGACCCCAAGGAGGCUACUGCAGGCCGUGUCCAACUGGGACCUUUAACAACCAGAACAACCAGAAGUGUAUCCCCUGGAGAAACAUAAAGUGCACCCACCCAUAUGAAUCCAUGAUCAAGGGUGAUGCGUAUACUGACAGCAGAUGCGUUUCUCACGCAACAAUCACCGCAACAAUGACGACUACGACACAAAGACAUAAAGAGAGUAAUGCAGAAAAAGACACGAUGCUGACCUGGUGGUUAGUCAUAACCGUCAGCUGUGUGGUUCUGCUCAUUCCCCUCAUACUGAUGCUCAGAGUCUUAACCAAAUUAAAAGCAAAGAAGGGCCAAACAAUGGCCAAAAAGCCACCUUUCAUCACGACGCCGACCGAUGAGCCAAGGACUCUCAUGGCCGUCGAGUGCAGCUUCCACGAGCCCGAGCAGGUGAGCAGCUCAGAGUCCCUGGCCUCCGAGAACUCAGAGGGCUCCACGCACAAGCUCAUUGUGUGAAUUGCCCAGGCCCUGGACCCCUCUGGGACGCCAAAGAAUUGUUGGAUCAACGAGCAGAUCCCCCCGGAGCUGCCGUUGAUACCUUGGACUGGAAGACGAGCCGUCCGUUCACACAGCCACGGCUGGAGGAGCCUCGCCUAUUACUGUGUAAUUCGGGCUGUGGCAAUCCUUUGUUAAACAGGGUUAUAGAGGAACACAGAUUCACAAGUUCUCUGCUUGCCAUGUGAGGCUGGACUAAGUGUAUAAAAUGUGUCUGUAAUAUAGCCCAGCGGACUUUAAAUAUCCCUUGGUUUACAUCAUACUGUUUUUCGGACAUAGAUUCGCUGUAAUUUUAGAUGCUUUCGAUGUAGGCCUACAUUCUUCAGAGUAGUGAAAUCUGGAUGAAGAAUAAGGUUACUGAAGCUCAUUGUGUUUCCAUCUGCUAGUCAGUUGAAACGGAUUAUGUUACGGAAAUCUUUAUACCUGUUGGACAUUUUUGUGUUAUUAUCAAUUGUAAAUACGUUUUUUGUAAUGUAAAUAGGAUGGAAUUGCUUUUUUAAGUCGAGGUUACAAUUUCGUUCAGUUACAAAACAACUGCACUUAGUGAACUGAGUUAAAGGUGAUUAACUAUCUUAAAAGGAAAAUAAAAUGGUUGAACAUCCAUUUUGUAAAUGUUCUAGCAAAUGAGUGUUAACAUGCAAUGUUGACAAAUUUUUAUGGAGUUUUGAAUGAACAACGCAGUGGUUUCCUGGUAAGUGCGGACUCGUCACAGUGUGGGCAUUGUAUUUAUAAGGUCAUCAUGGUUUGCUAUUUAUGAAUAAAGGUUUCUGUAAAGCAUAUCGCUAGAAAUACUGCCUACUACUUUCCUUGAAGCAAAAUUAUGACUCAUUCUCUGAAACGGCGGUGACAAAUACAUUAACAAUCAGUGACUCAUCAGAUGAUGGUUUCACUGUGUUGGUAGAGUAGUUUUAUUAUUAUUGUAGAAAGGUGGAGUCCUGCAGUUUAACAGUUAUUGAAACCCUUAAUGUCUGACGUAGAAAAAGAUUAUUGGAUUGAUAGUAAAAAACUAGAAUAGUCUGUCUUUCCCAAACAGAUGUCACCACUCUCACGUUACCAAUUCCUGCAUCGGUAAUCAAGUAAUUGUUUAUUCCUUAUCUCUAUGGAAUUUCCUGUUUGUUUUCCAGUAGGUG